AUUGCACACUACCAGACAGGAAGAGAGGCAGUGAGGGAGGAGGCCAGAGUCUGCACAGCUCACCACUUGAAAAUAAAGGAUUGAGAGAGGAGGGGUGAGAGAAGAAAAGGGGAGUAUCCAGUUCUGCCCUUCUGUGCUGCUGCAGCCCCCCUCCCACUCUGUGUAAUUUCCUUUUUUCCUCUUUCCCCUUACUCAUCUGUUUCAGUGGCUGCACUGAGAGGAAGGACACCUGCCGCUCCCUGAUGAUUCAGCUUUUCAGCUGUUUGGAGCUCCCAAGACUAGACAGCAUGUCCCUCCUGCCACUGCAGUGCUUGGCUGGCCUGUCCUCUGCACUACAUUUGCCUCAGCUAGAGCUGGCCCAUCACGUCGAUACUACCUUUUCUUCCCAAGUAUUCAGGAAAUUUGACAGUUGUUUUCCUUGUGAAAAAAAAGCAUGAAUAAGGAAUUCCUAUUUCUAAUGCAUAGACUGUCUACGUAUCCCCUGGAUUGUUAGCAAGGUUCCACUCUUUGAAGGGCAUCACCUUUCUCUGAAACCCAGCUCUCCCUCUGUGUCUACACAAUGGAAAAGAUACUAAAAGACAUUGGUGGAAAAAUGUCAUUGUGUGAUGAUCUGAGUUAAUAGCUAAGGUGGUAAGAAACACUUCUUCAAGCAGUGUGAAAGGAUGACCGAGGGAAUGGAGGAAGUCUCUGCAGGGCCAGCUCCCCCUUUUGGAUCAGUCUCCCCCACUGGCUCUACUGUUGAUACUAGGCAAGUCCCAGAAGAGAAACCAGAGGAGACAGAGGCAGCUGGUGAGAGUGGGGAGGAGGCUAUAGAGGGAACUGCAGAAGGAGGUGGUGCUGGUAACGAUGGGGAGCAUGUGGGGGCUUUUGGAAUUGUGACCUUGCCAGAGGCCUGCUGCGUGUGCAUAGAGAUGGAACAGAUUAACAAUUGCCUGCACUCUGAGAAAAUCUGCAUCCUCCCCAUACUGGCCUGUCUGCUUAGCUUAGCCCUCUGCACAGCUGGACUCAAAUGGGUCUUUGUGGAUAAGAUAUUUGAGUAUGAACCACCAUCACAUUUAGAUCCUAAGCCUAUUGGACAAGACCCAAUUAUUAUACCAGUUGAACCCACAUUGGGAAUAACAGUCUCGUUUCCUCAUGCAACUCCUUCAAAUAACUCCCUAACCACCACCUUCACCCUUACCCCAGAGCAUCCUGAAGUUUCAGUAGAAGAUAAAUCUACACAACAGCCGCAUGUGUCUCAGUCUUCACGAGUGAUUGAGCCUGCUGUCACACUGAAAUAUAACGCUGAACACUAUACCACCCCAAAGCAGACUCCCCAACGAAAGUCAACACAGAAAUCACACAGCCAUCAUCAAACUAUCUCUACCAUCAGCACUUCCACUACAGCAAAGACCUCAAGUCACGUAACCCGCUGCAGUGACAGUCAGAGGAACUACUGUGUUAAUGGAGGCGAGUGCUUUACCCUUGAAAUCAUCCCGGGCAGUACAAAGUUUCUCUGCAGGUGCUUGGCUGGAUUCACUGGGCACCGAUGUGAACAAGCAGUUCUUAAGAAUGUCUCAGACCCAAAACAAGCUGAGGAGCUGUAUCAGAAACGUAUUUUAACAAUAACUGGAAUCUGCAUUGCGCUCCUAGUCGUUGGAAUCAUGUGUGUGGUUGCCUACUGCAAAACCAAGAAGCAGAGAAAGAAACUACGGGACCGUUUAAGGCAACGUCUAAGGAAUAAGAGGAAGAAUACCAGUACUGGUAUUGACUCCAAUGUGGCAAACUCUACCACUGGACGCCCAAAUUCUAACUUGCCUCUUCAAGAUUUGCAGCUUAUUGGUCAACAUAAUGGAAAGACAAUGAAGCAUACAGCUGAAAAGGAGACAGAGACAAACCUUUCCACAAGCAAAUAUACCUUAUCUGUGCAUAAUCCUACCACACUCACCAACAUCUCCAGUCAAAGGUUUGUACCAGUGAUGGCAACUUCAGAGUCGCAGAACUCUCUUGCAACCCCUGGCUCUCCUCCAUCCGAGAUUUCAGCCCCCAUAUCCAGCCUAGCUAUCUCUGUUCCCUCUGUGACUUUAAGUCCCUCUGGUGAGGAAGAGCGCCCUUUGCUGCAUCAGCUGCACAAGUCCUCAAGCCGGGAUGUACAAAAGAGAACCUCUUCACACUACAAUCAUGGCCAUGUGGCAGAUAGCUUGCCAUCUAGUCCACUGUUCGCUAUGGAGAAUACUGACUACCAAACCAUACAGGACACCAGAGCUGCCAGCUAUAUGUUUUCAAUAGCACCUGUGAAAUUAAUUAACACAAACAACAAUGUAAGUGACUGCAGCAACAAUAGUGUCACUGACCAUGUGGUUGAUUAUUUGAGGUUAAAUGGUGACAGCAUACUAGUAAGUGAUACAGAGGAGCCUCGGGGGGAACACAUACCCUUCCUAAGUGCAGACAGGAAUACAGUCCUUUUACUCAGGGCUGUAGAUAGCGGCAGGACUAACCCAGCAUCACCAAAUGAUGACCUACCAGUAAAGUCAUCUAGCCUCAUCAACCAACAAGAUUUAAUUGCUGCGUAAAGUAAAAAAAAAAAGAAAGAAAAGAAAUUGCUAAGAUUACUUCACAUGGAGGAAGAAUAUAAACAACCUUUAAACCUUUAUUUUCGAUAAAUUCUCAUAAUUUAUUUGCUGUGUAAAGACUUUUAAAGACAAAUGAAGAAUGAAACUUUUAUUUUAGAGAUGUAGUAAAUAAAGUUUUAUAAAAAAAACAGUACAGAUGUCUUGUAGGUAAAGUGCCAUACGCUAGUAUGCAGCAGUUCAUAGUAUAGUUAAAAGAAUAUUUCAGUGCAGACAAAUAUCAAUGGUGCCUUUCUGUUUAGUAUGCUUAAGGGGCCGUAAUAUUGCAUACUGGGCCAUGCAUCACCCUCUUAUUCUUCAAGUUAAUAAUCAGAUGCUCUGUGUUGUCUGCCUUUAACAUCUUGCACUUUAGGGCACCCACUGACAUAUUUGAAAUCAAAUGUUAUGGGUUCAAAGUGCAUGCUAUGUUCUUAAAUGCUGUCAUGAAAAAAUGAGCAGACAAUUGACUUGAAUUGAUGGUUUUCUUACCUGAUGUCCUACUUUUAUCACAGUCUUAUGGUAUAUAUUAUUAGUAAGCUUAUAACCUGGAUUCCAUCAAAAUGUCAGAGAUCUUAACUCAUUCACUGCCAGCCAUUGGCAGUGAAUGAGUUAAACCCAUUGACUCAUUCACUGCAAUUGACGGCUAUAGACGUCAAUGGCAGUGAAUGAGUUAAUAAUUUUAUUCAUCACUGGACUACACUGUGGAUGACCUGCCAGAAAUGAAUAUUGUAGCUGUGAGAUAAAUAUACAUUCAUUAAAGUUUGCCUCAACAAGGUGCAUAAGAUACACACAAAGAGUUGUAUUUACAUUCGACCAUUUCUAUGUUUAAGAAGUAUUCACUGAAUUGUAUGGCAUUGUUAUAACAAUUAAACAAUGUUCAUGCUUAAAGAGUAGCAGCCUAAUAAUCCUAAGGUUUCUGGUAUGGGUUAAGCUGGAUGCUGGUUUUCACAUGCCCCAUAAUCCUCCUUAGAAGUUUUAUUUAUUCCUAUGCUGACAGAUGUUCUGCCUAAGUAUAAACUGUCUCAGUUAAGGUGGUACAGUCAACGACUACUAGUGUGAAGACCAGCAAUUCUUUAAAAUAGUAUCUUUAAAUCAACAAUAUCUACAAAGUAAAUUAGCUACAAGAUCUAUGUCUGAUUUGUUCUUGUGUGAAUCCAACCAGUGCCUUGUAUUGCACUGUGGAUCUUAGAGAAGUGCUGAAUGUAUAAAUUGUGGUAAUUUCCUUUAAUUUAAACCAUAUUUCUGGAAAAAAAAAUUGAAAUUGAAAUUUCCCCCCAAAUUAACUUGUUAUCUUCUUGCUGUAAGAGUCAAGUUCAGGUUUUUCCUUUUAAUUUAAAUGACCUGUCUUGAUAUACAAUUACAAUUAUUUUCAACAGAUUGAAUAUAAACAAUGCAAGAUAUACAGUCAUUUCAUCUGCACACAUUAGUACAUAGAGAAAAAAAUAUCUUGCACAUUUUGUCACUUGAAUGGUUAGCAUAACACAGAGAACAUUGUUUUGAAAUGGGGGUGUCUUUAAUUUAUGUAAAUAUAUCAGGAAAAUCUCCUGCAUUGUUGUUUCUCACUGAAUAUCACAUUAUGUGUUUUGUGUGUUAGUGUCAAAGCAUUUGGGAUUGAAAAAGAACUUUCAGUUGUUCUGUCUCACUAUUGAUUGAUACAAUGAAAGUCUUGUGCAGCUGUAAUAAUAAAUAAAACACACAUUUCACAUUUGAGCAUACAUGUGAACAUGAUUUAUAUGUCAAAUCUAUGGCUUUUUAUCAGUUUGGGUUUUUUUGGUAAGGACUGAUCAUUUUAAAGAACUGAAGAUGAAUUCUCUUCAGUUCUUUAAAGAGAACUUUGUAAUUAGACCUUCUGGACCGCUCAUGGCAGAACAAAGUCCCAACAAUGAUAGGAAUUAGGACAAGACUCCUGGUGUCUAGAUGCUGGCAGUGGUGGAAUUGAGGAUGAAGGCUUGGAUGUGGGUUCUGAAUGGAAGGAAAUGUGGAGGAGUCGGGUUGCACAUAUGAGAGUCUGAAAGACAGAAUGACGAAACAGCAGUGAGAUUUAAAGCACACACAUAAGAGAGGCUGAUUGUCUUGCAGCAGGCAGGCAAGAAAAUUAUCCAGCUUAGAGUGAUGAUGUCAGUAUUGUCAGAGUUGUUUGACACUGUGGGAAAGUGGAUGUGAUGUAAAGAAUGGACUUGCAGUCAAAAACCCAGGAAAGCAGGCAGAUUAGUGAAUAAUUUCUUAUAGUAAACACUAUAGUGUUUAGACUACACAACUUCAAAUUAAGUCCUGGCUGCAUAUUACACUGAAAAUAAAUAAUAACACAAAUUUGUACUCCCUUUACAUACAUGUUAUUCUAUGUGCUGAGCAAUGCCAUUUUGUUUUAAUUCUGUAUUUUACUUGUAUCUUUGAUACCCAUUAAACAUGUAAUUUUUUUUUUCAUGUAAUGUCUUCUUUCAUGAAAGCAAAUAAAAGUAAUUUUUGAGCACAAAA
Molecule: messenger RNA, 5063 nt
Organism: Maylandia zebra (zebra mbuna)
Lineage: Eukaryota; Metazoa; Chordata; Actinopteri; Cichliformes; Cichlidae
Source: RefSeq, a predicted model, not a curated record